AUGACUAUCAACUACUGCUCCCUGUUGCGCCCACUUGACCUCAGGUGCCGUGAACGCCACCACCCCGUUCCGCCGCUCUCCUUGCCCACGCUGGCCAGCCACGGCUACCUCCCGCACGACGGCAAGAGCAUCACGGUGGACCAGGCGCUGGCCGUGGUCAUGGACAAGUUCAACAUUGCGGAGGACCUGGCGGCCGUCAUGGGCGGCCUGUCGCCGGAUCUCUUCGACAUGAACAACCUGUCCAAGCACAACGACAAGGUGGAGCACGACGCGUCGCUGGCCCGUAUCGACUCGUACUUUGGUGCGGAUCCGUACGUCAUCACCCCUGGCCUCAUCAACGACGUCCUGAACUACGGACUGGACGGUUCCGUGGACGUCACAGACGUGGCCACGAUCCGCGCUGCUCGAGUGGCGUGGGGAAAGGAGCACAAUCCGAAGUUCGACUUCAGCGCGACCCCCGCGUUCAUCGCCGGCGCCGAGUCCGCUCUGUUCCUGCGUGGGUUCGGCGGUGACAACGGCAACUCGACGGCCACGACGUUCGUGGCUACCUUCUUCCUGCAGGAAAUGUUCCCCGAGGGCUGGACCAAGCCGGACACGUCCAUCACGUACGACGACGCUAUCACCACGAUCUCGUACUUGGAUGCUGUGGAUGUCUAA
Molecule: messenger RNA, 657 nt
Organism: Phytophthora sojae
Lineage: Eukaryota; Oomycota; Peronosporomycetes; Peronosporales; Peronosporaceae
Product: chloroperoxidase
Exons: 2
Coding region: 1-657 (218 amino acids)
Molecular function (GO): peroxidase activity
Source: RefSeq, a predicted model, not a curated record